Eufriesea mexicana is the source of this 1691-nucleotide messenger RNA. RefSeq names its product REPTOR-binding partner (gene REPTOR-BP). Gene Ontology annotation, cellular component: nucleus. The record is from RefSeq and is a predicted model, not a curated record. Lineage: Eukaryota; Metazoa; Arthropoda; Insecta; Hymenoptera; Apidae. Gene Ontology annotation, molecular function: DNA-binding transcription factor activity. The transcript has 4 exons. Bases 145 to 684 code for a protein of 179 amino acids. Gene Ontology annotation, biological process: regulation of DNA-templated transcription.
CAUAUUUUUCACGUAACGAGAAUUUUUCGUGAAUUAUUCGUGAUUAAAUAUGUUAACAAUUACUAAAAGUUGCAAAACGAAGAGAAUUAUUUUAACCUAUUUACGAAUAGCUUUGUAACUAGACGUGGAUUUUGUCUCCAAUCAAUGCGUUCGAAAAAUGAGCAAUGUGUAACAUGGUCAUACGUAGGAGUAAUUUUAAAAUCAGUGCCGCGAGUUUCUGUAAAUCGCCGAUAUGUGUCGCGCUUGUCGUUUAAUAUUACCGGUUGUACUGUUCGGGCACCGGUACCGAGCACGACGUCCCUGAACACAGCGUUUAGCUCGUCAACUGCGCAGUUGACACAGCUCGCACGUCGCGUAGCACCGGAGGGAUCUCGCGGUGAUCGGAAAGAGGGGGGUAAGAGGGGACGCAAGCCUGGAAGGAAGGCGUCCGAGAAGUCGGACAUGAAAGCCAAGCUCGAACGAAGUCGACAGAGCGCGAGGGAGUGUCGUGCUCGGAAGAAGCUGAGGUAUCAAUACCUCGAAGAGCUGGUUGCCGACCGCGAAAAGGCUGUGCUCGCGCUACGAAGGGAGCUGGAGAUGUAUCGGCAGUGGGGACAGGACUUGGACGCCGGACGAGUUCCCGACGGGCUACAAACGAUGCUGGAGGACCUGGGCUCUAUGAAACGGGAGAAAGUGGUCAACUAACCGAACAAGAAACAGAGAAAGAGAAACACGAGUCAGGAACAUCGAGCUCUGCCACCUUUCUUUUUGUUGCUUUCACUCGUCGUACCGUGGUAGUCGAGCUUUUGCUACCCGUGCUGCCUGGGUUACUCUUCGAACCGAGGAGGGAGAGAGUAUCCGGGCAGUCCACGUGUCGAAUUCGCAUUAUUCUCAACGGCUCCGUUCGAGUUCCGUCUUGCGUUUCUCUACAAGAAGAAGCCGUUGAUGAAAAGAAAAAGAAAUCGCCAACCUCGUUCCGAUUUACGAUUCUGUCCUGCUUUUAACUAGUCCUUGUUCGUCACCCCCUCUUGUCUCGUCCCUCUUCGAAGGAGAAACUGGUUUGGCCAAUUGUUGUUUCUCUUGUUAUUAUUAAUUAUUAUUAUUAUUAUUAUUAUUAUUAUUAUUGCGUUUAACCAUAUAGUUUCUUGACGCGCUUCACGAAAAAUUGUUCGUGUACCCCCCUUGUUAAUUGUGAUCCAGAUUAAGUUAACAUAUUGUCCUUGUUUUUUUUGUACCGUCGUUUGAGGCCCCUCGACGACAGAAAGGCCGAUCGGUCGACUGUGCACCGCCCGGCGCUCGUUGUACCUACGUAUUGUACCUUACUCGAGGAUCGUCAGGAGGAGAGAAUGAAAACGAAACGUAAAAGAAGAAAGUUAUAUAUCCCUGUUACGCGUCGACGAAGAACUAUCAUUGUGUAUCAUAGUCGAAUGAAAGAAAGUUACGCAGUAUUUGCUCGUUCGGAGACUCUGUCGUAUAUUAUAUUAUAGUAGGUGUAUUCGUUGAGCGAUUUAGACCUCGUUUUUUCAAAUUUAUCGCCAGGAGCGUGUUUUGGUUCUGCUGACGUGGCCGCUUGUUCGCGGCGAGACAAAGAUUAUCUGUAUGGAAACGGUAUUUUUAUACUGUCGUAUGAAAAGUCUAUUAUUUUGUACAGAUUAUUGAUAUUGCGGGAACUUGUUCAUAUAUCUGGGAAGAGUCUAGAGAUCGAAUAAAAU